Messenger RNA from Lactuca virosa, 456 nucleotides. Lineage: Eukaryota; Viridiplantae; Streptophyta; Magnoliopsida; Asterales; Asteraceae. The record is from the annotation of a GenBank genome assembly.
AUGAAGGUGUUCUUGUUAACACCACCGUUAGAAAACUUAGGGUAUGAUCAGGGGUCGUUCAUUUGCAACGCGGAUGAGAUGAACUUUGAUGGGUAUGUAACCGCCAUGGCUGGAGAGGAGGAGCUUCGUCCCAGUCAGCUCUACUUUCAACUGCCGUCCAGCUGGUUAAAAAGGCGGUUAACAGCGGAGGACAUGGCUUCUAUGGCGGUUAAAGCUGGUAAGGCACUUAUGAUUGGUGGUGGCAAGGUGAGAUGUUGGUGUUGUGUGAAAAGGGUUGACCCGUUAGUUUUCUCAGAUGGGGACGAGAUGAUAACAUCUUCCUUGAGUAGGGUUGAAGAUGGUGGUGAUGAUUAUGAAGGAAACCACAGGUAUGUAUGCGGUAGAGUCGGAGACCGCCGUGGGGGUGGUAGUAAGGGGCGGAUGUCUACCAGGCUUGAGAAGAUAGUAGAGGAGUGA